Effrenium voratum is the source of this 3303-nucleotide messenger RNA. The record is from the annotation of a GenBank genome assembly. NCBI's taxonomy places the organism in Eukaryota, Dinophyceae, Suessiales, Symbiodiniaceae.
AUGCCGCGGGACCGGGAGCCCGAGGGGUCCGUGCGGGACUGCGAUGCCCUGGAAGGCCUCACCGAUAAGCUCCGCAGCGGGGAGUUCUCGGAAGCCAUCCUGGCGGCGCAGAAGGCGAAGAGUCGAGAAGUGAAGUGGGAAGGUGCCAGUGAGGGGCAGCUGAUCCUGCAGGCAAACGGUGACGUGCAGCGAGGCGACCCCUGCCGCGCCUUUGCCCCCGCCCCCAGCGUGCCAGAGGCGCCGCCGGAGGAGGAUGAGUUGGCACGCCUGCGUAGAGAGCGCCGCGAGCAGUUGCAGAAAGAGAGCCAUUGGAAGCAGCAAGGCCACGGGCAGCUGAAGGAGCUAGCCAGUGAGAAGGAGUUUGUGAAGACAAUCGCCCCCCACGAGCGUGCGGUGAUGCUCCUGGACAACGGCAGCGCGGCAGGGCAGAGGUGCAGACGAGUGCUGGGCCGGGUGGCGGGCAAGCAUUUGGAGGCUCAGUUUUGCUGGCUUCCCGCGGACCGGGCCUUCUUCAUGACGCAGAUGAUCGACUUGGAGGCCUUGCCCACGAUCUUCGUGCUGAGCUACGGGGAGGUCACCCAGCAUCUGCCACCGUCCCAGCUCUUCCGCCACGCCUCGGCCAGCUCCCCGCUCUUUGCGGGGCACCUGCGGCGUCUGCUGCACCGGGCCAAUGCCAUCACCAGCCCAGAGGGCUCGGAUUCGGACGGUUCCGACAGGCCCAGUGCCGAGAAGCUGAAAGCCAUCGAGGAGUUGAGGGCGGCCAUCCGGGCUGCAGCAGCGAAGCCUAAGAUGAAGAAGAGGGAGACAGAGGAGCUUCUUGUCUUCUGCAGCUGCGUCCGGCAGUUGGCCGACGACAGUGAGGUCUUUGCCGGGCUGAAGGAAGCCCUGCCGAGGAUCGGGGAGCAGCACCUGGUCCCGCUCAUGGGCAUCAAGCGGCCCGCGCCGAAGAAGCCCGUGGAGGAGAAGCCGAGCACCGCCGCUUCUGCGGCCACGGCGCAAAGAGUUUUGGGCCGGGUGAAGAGCUACAACACCCGCAAGGGAUUCGGUUUCAUCAUGGUGCCCGGCUUUGCGCGAGAUAUCUUCGUGUACAACUCGCACCUCAUCGGGCGUAUAGGACUCCUGGCAGGGGAGGCGGUGGUUUUUGACCUCGUGGUGGAGGGAGGCCGUCCCCAAGCCCGCAACGUGAAAGUCACUGAGGGUGAGGUGGAACCAGACCAGGGCGUUCUCACCGAAGUCAAGAAGGCGAUGGCUGAGCAGACGAUGCCCAAAAUGCCGCUCCCAGGUCAGUCGAUGUCGCGGGACAUGACGCUGGCCCUGGCCGCUGCUGCAGCAGAGGUGCCGACCACGCUGCCCCCGAAGGUGGUCAGCGCUGAGGCUUUGGUGAGAGAGCAAAUCCGCCAGGCCCAGAGCGAAGCCAGCCGGAAGGCAUCACAGCCGCAGGCAGCGCCUACCACGCCCCCGCCAGAACCGUCGAUGCCGGACGGCGCCAACAUCCGGCCAGGCAGCAAGGUUCGCGUGACAGACUUCCCGGCCCCGGAUGUGAACGGCUGCAUCGGCAUUGUGCGGAGCUUCGAGCAGCAGAACAAGAGAUACAACGUGGAUGUAGAAACGAUUUCAGGGGAGACAGUGCCCAUGUCGCUCCGUGAGGAGUACAUGAUUCCGAUUGAUGGACAGGUGCCCAAGAGCGCCCCCAAGGCUGGGCCUUUGGCGCCUCCACCACCACUGCCAGGCAGUAGCAGCCAAGGACUGCAGAAGUCAGCGGCUGAUGCUCUGAGGCGCUACGGUUUCACGCAGGCGCCUGGCGGCUGGCAGAGCCAAGGUGGGAAGGGCUGGCCCAAUGACCCGCCGCAGGAGGGUUACCAGAUGCGCCCGAAGGCAAUGCAGCAGAUGCAAGGCCCACCUGCAGGGCAGAUGGGCAUGGGCAAAGGCAUGAACAUGAUGAGGCCAGACGGCAAGGCUGCCGGUAUGUAUCCCGGUGCUGCACCACAGGCCAGACGGCCGCAGGUGGACAUGAUGCGGGGUCCCAACAAGCUGGGUGAUUCGGGCAUGUCUCAAAUGCAGUCGAUGCAGAUGCAGGCCGGGCAGGGCAGGGAUGACCUGUCCUUCAUGUCCCAGGAGACGGCGCUGCGAGACAGAGAAUUUAGGAUGCUCUGGCAGCAGCAGCAGCUGCAGCAACAGCAGCCGCAACAGCAGCCGCAACAGCAGCAGCUGCAGCAGCAGGACCAGCAGCGGCAGCAGCAGAUGAUCAUGCAGCGGCAGCAGCAACAGCAGCAACAGCAGCAGCAACAGCAGCAGCAGCAGCAACAGCAGCAACAGCAGCAGCAGCAGCAGCAGCAGCAGCAGCAGCAGCAGCAGCAGCAGCAGCAGCAGCAGCAGCAGCAGCAGCAGAGGGAGAUGCAGCAGCGGGAGCAGCAAUCGCGGGAGCAACAACAGCGGGACAUGCAGCUGCAGAUGCAGCAGAUGCAGCCGAUGCAGAUGCAGAUGCAGCCAAAGGCAAUGCCAAAGCAAAGCCAGAUGCAGCCCAAGGCGCCACCGGUGCCGCCUGGGUCCACAGACCCGGAGGGCCGUCCUGGGCAGGUUUGGGUGGUGCUGAAGAGCUCGCACUUUAACGACGUGAUUGUGCGCGAGGCCUCAGCGGUUACCAGCCGCGAGCUGCGGCGCUUGCUACCUGGCGAGGCGCUCACUCAGAGGGACUACACCAUCACGCUGCCGAACGGUCUGGUGCGCAUGCCGGUCGAGCCAGAUGGCUGGGUCACUGUGCAUGCGCGCCACAUCCACGGGCCGACCUUCAUGCAGGAAACCCCUGACACGCAACCGCUCGGCCGUGGCAUGCGCGAUGGACCAAUGCCGUCCUCAAUGGACAGGAUGGACAGGAAGGAUAGGAUGGACAGGAUGGACCGGAUGGAUCGGAUGGAUCGGAUGGAUAGGAUGGACAGGAAGGCACCGCCUCCAGAUUUCUACAAUGCCUACCGCAGGGAGGACCUCCUGAAGGCCCGGCAGCUCCUUCUUGACUCUGGGGAGGAGGCGCCAGGGCUGGGGCUCCGCAUGCUGGUGGUGCCCAACCUCGGCAAGGGCCGCGAUCACCGGAAGAAAAACCGGGACUCGGCCCCCGCGGAGUCGGACGAGGAAGCUGAAGGGCCCAUCGGAGCCGGCAGCAAGUUCCUCGAGGAAAAACCUCGGCGGCGGGAGUCUCGUGAGAUUCCUCCGCCUCCACCAAAGGAACCUGAUGCAGGGCCUGUGGCUGCCAGUGCUGGUGGCGAUGGAGAGGUCCCGGAGAAGAAGCCUGACUGCCCCACGCAGUAG